Messenger RNA from Coffea eugenioides, 1123 nucleotides. Its product is annotated as protein LURP-one-related 4-like. Bases 268 to 870 code for a protein of 200 amino acids. The transcript is spliced from 3 exons. The record is from RefSeq and is a predicted model, not a curated record. NCBI's taxonomy places the organism in Eukaryota, Viridiplantae, Streptophyta, Magnoliopsida, Gentianales, Rubiaceae.
UUAGCUUUCUCCCAUAGUUUUACACAUAUAAAUGCCUAAAACGUGUCUAUUUCAGGUAUUACCUCUUUCUUUCUGGCUUCUCUUCUUCAGCGGCUCCCUUUCCUUUAUAAUUUCCUUCUAAGGUCCAACUACAUAGAGGUAUUUCAUCACCUGAUCUCCUAAAUUCUCAGCUUAAUAUUCGCCAGUCAAAGAAAUUCUUCAAUCCCUUUUGAAAAUUCUUCGUGGAAAGCUAGAAUCAAUACUUUUCUUUUCCAUCAUUAAUUUCCAAUGGCUAAGGUUCAUCCUGAAGCAUUCAGUAGUACUUCUUCUAAUAGUUACAUGGCAUCAACCAGAGAAACAUAUACUGUAUGGUUGAAGUCCCUUGUAUUCCAUGGAAAUGGUUGCACCAUCUUUAACUCCAAAGGAGAAAUUGUCUUUCGCGUUGAUAAUUAUCAAGAGAAAAGUAGCAGUGAAGUUUUCCUCAUGGAUCUCGAUGGUGAUGUCCUCUUCUCAAUACAAAGAAAGAAAAUUCAAGUUUUCCAAAGCUGGAAUGGGUAUAAAUGGAGUAAUUCAAAGGCCAGCAAGGAAAGACCAUGGAUUCAAGUAAGGAAAUGUCGUCGGAUUCUGGGAGGAAACACGACUAACCGGGUUGCUCUGGGGCGUGAUAAAGCUACUGGAAUCGGAUACAGCAUAAUAGAAUCCCACCGCAAAUCGGAAUUUAAGAUUAUAGACAGCGCUGGCCGGCUGGUUGCAGAGGCAACACAAAAGAGGUCGUCAAGCGGAGUUCCCUAUGGAGAUGAUGUCCUAACUUUAGUGGUGGAACCCCAAACAGAUCAAUUGCUCAUUGUUGCUCUCAUGACAGUUCAUGGCCUCAUCAAUCAUAAAUUGUGAAGGGUCUGAUGCAACCAAGCCUCACAUUUACUCAUUCAUCAUUCACAUGAGUAAAGAUUUUGUAUGCAUAGGCUAUGGAAAAAAAAUGAGAUCAAACAUUAUUCAUACUUGUACAUACUUUGCACCACCAAAAAGCGCAAAAAAAGGAGAAACCUCAGAGCUUGCUGUACAUAUGAUAUCAGUUGUUUUGUGAGAAACCAUUUCCUUUGAUUUUUCAACGAGAAUUCAGACACGUUGCUUUUCUUCUUUUCAA